AUGUACGCAGACGUUGGACUUCGAUUCCCCGAUUGGGAUUUAAAUAAGAGCAAAUAUGAAGAAACCGACUACCUCCCGCUUGUGGCUACACCAGGGCCAGUCAUGAUGAUUUUAGCUAUCUAUCUCCUAUUCGUACUUAAGAUUGGACCUUCACUUAUGUACAAAAGAGAACCUUACAAACUAACAAAAGUAUUGAUACUGUAUAAUGCGAUACAAGUGAUCGCCUCCGCUUAUUUGGUUCAAAGGUACUUUAAGCAAUUGUGGCGCCGGGGGCUGACACCAAAAACUUGUUAUAUAAGCAACGAUAAUCACCGGGAUGAGAUACUCUUUAGUAUAUGGCUGUACUUCGCUGCAAAAGUUUCUGAACUACUGGACACAGUUUUUUUCGUGAUGCGUAAAAAGAACAACCAGAUCACCUUCCUUCACUUGUACCAUCACUCCAUCAUGAUGAUUGGAACUUGGGCCUAUUUAAAAUACUGGCCUUCCGAAACGCUGUUCUUUAUUGGAUUCCUGAACUCAUUAGUCCAUGUCUUCAUGUACACCUACUACGGUUUAGCUGCUUUGGGACCGAAAGUCGCAAAAUACAUCUUCUGGAAGAAAUACAUGACCAAAUUUCAAUUGGUACAGUUCGUAUGUAUUGUCGCACAUUACAUCAUAGCUGUACGAAGGUCUGCAUGCCCACCAGCAAGUGGUGUAGCUACUUUUAUAGCUUGCAAUACUGUAUUCUUCUUAAUAUUAUUCUUACAUUUCUAUUGGCAAAGCUAUACUAAGCGAGGUAAAAUCCCUUCAAUCAGAGUAUGUCAUCAUAUCGAAAAAGAGGAUUAG
Molecule: messenger RNA, 825 nt
Organism: Melitaea cinxia (Glanville fritillary)
Lineage: Eukaryota; Metazoa; Arthropoda; Insecta; Lepidoptera; Nymphalidae
Product: elongation of very long chain fatty acids protein-like
Exons: 5
Coding region: 1-825 (274 amino acids)
Biological process (GO): fatty acid elongation, saturated fatty acid; fatty acid elongation, monounsaturated fatty acid; sphingolipid biosynthetic process
Cellular component (GO): endoplasmic reticulum membrane
Molecular function (GO): fatty acid elongase activity
Source: RefSeq, a predicted model, not a curated record